This is a messenger RNA of Phascolarctos cinereus (koala), 4970 nucleotides long. RefSeq names its product histamine receptor H1 (gene HRH1). Lineage: Eukaryota; Metazoa; Chordata; Mammalia; Diprotodontia; Phascolarctidae. The record is from RefSeq and is a predicted model, not a curated record. Gene Ontology annotation, cellular component: dendrite; plasma membrane. Gene Ontology annotation, biological process: G protein-coupled receptor signaling pathway, coupled to cyclic nucleotide second messenger; positive regulation of vasoconstriction; chemical synaptic transmission. Gene Ontology annotation, molecular function: histamine receptor activity; G protein-coupled serotonin receptor activity; neurotransmitter receptor activity.
UGUAUGCCAGCUUAGGGGAGAGGAUGUACAGAAGUAACAUAGGCUGGGAAGGCGUGGAUGGGGUGAAAUCUGUAUCAAUCAUUGGAGAAGAUGUCUGUAUCGAAGAGAUGACAGCUCCUCAGCAUCUUUGAAAGAGAGUUUCUGUCUCACACUAAAGUGCAGCUGUCUUUAAGGAAAAGACUCUUGGAUCCCAAGGGCCUGGAAAAGUCACCUUGAAGAGGUCCAUACUGAAGUAAAAAGAAAGCAAAGGAGUGGAUUCUUCUUUGGGGAGUGUUACACAUUUGCUUAUCUGUCCUCCUGCCUGGCUGAGCAACAGCAAACGAUAUCAUCUGAAACUCACAGCUCUCAUCCAGACUGUGCCAGGAAUUCGCUGUGGGACCUUAAAUGAGUCAUUUCCCUUUCUGGGCCUGUUUUCUUCUCUGUAACAUGAGGGGGCCAGACAAGACAAUUGCUAAGGUCCCUUCCAACUCUAGCAAUCUGGGAAUCUAAGACUGAACAUUCUUCAGAUCAGUACGUAGACUACGUGGUGCCUUGAAGAGGAAGUGUUGUUGCCACUGGAGUAGGUAACUGGGGUGCCGCUUAUCAAUAGUCACACAGAAGUAUUGCUUGUUAAACGCAGACAACUUUGGGUCACGUGGAAAAGAACAGCCUGGAAGACUGGUUGUGUCCAGGAAGUCACCAGAAAAAGUGAGAGCUUCCUCUGGCACCCGAUGACCCCUCCCACCUCCUCCGGUCUCCAAGAAGGAACCAUGUGUGAGGUCAACAAGACAGCUGACGCUGCUAAUAAGCCCCAUUUGGUGCCCUUAAUGGUGGUGCUGAGCAGCAUCUCCCUAGUUACAGUGGGGCUCAACCUCCUGGUACUCUAUGCAGUGAGGAUAGAGAAAAAACUGCACACUGUGGGCAACCUGUACAUCGUCAGCCUCUCCGUAGCUGAUCUGAUUGUGGGUGCCGCCGUCAUGCCCUUGAAUAUUGUGUACCUCUUUAGGUCCCUAGAGCGGCCUCUCUGCCUCUUCUGGCUCUCCAUGGACUACGUGGCAAGCACCGCCUCCAUCUUUAGCGUCUUCAUUCUUUGCAUCGACCGCUACCGCUCCGUCCAGCACCCCCUCAAGUACCUACGGUAUCGCACCAAGACCAGAGCGAUAGUCACCAUCUUGGUCACCUGGUUCCUGGCCUCCCUGUGGAUCAUCCCCAUUCUGGGAUGGAGAAGCUUUUGGCCAGAAACUGACAAGUUAAAUGAGGACAAGUGUGAGACAGAUUUCUACAAGGUCACUUGGUUCAAGGUGAUGACUGCCAUCAUCAACUUCUACCUGCCCACCUUGCUGAUGCUCUGGUUCUAUUCCAGGAUUUACAGGGCUGUGCAGCAGCAUUGCCAGCACCGAGAAUUCAUCAACGCAUCCUUCCCAUCCUUCUCAGAUGGCAACAUGAGUCACAAAAAGCACAGGAUCUGCCUCCCAAAACAGGAGCAAGAUGCCAACCUGGAGACUUUGAAAAGGAAGCCAGAAGGCACUUACUAUCACAUUAGUAACAGCAUCCCCACGAAGGCCCGGGACCCAGCAAAGGAGUCACAUCCAGAGAAGAAAAUGCCUCAAGGUUUUGAACAAGAGGAUGAGGAAGUGGUGGUCAAAGACCACUACUUCCCUAUUGACAUUGUGCAGCCUCAGCCUGGAAUAGAGGAGACGGGAAAAUACAUGUCCAUUCACCAGAGCCUACCAGACCCCAAAGAGCUGUCCCCAGCCAUUCAAUAUGCCAGUGAGACGUCUGAGGAGACCAUAUUUGCUGAGGCAUCCUCCCAUCCAACAGACUCCAUUGCUGUCACUGAAUCAGCCACAGACAUGCCUGCUGAAGGCCAAGCCAAGACCAAAGCAACCUUCGGCCUGGAUUACCUGGCCUUCACCUGGAAAAGGCUUCGCUCCCAUUCCAGGCAAUACAUAAAGGGUUUGCAUAUGAACCGGGAGAGGAAAGCGGCCAAACAGCUGGGCUGCAUCAUGGCGGCCUUCAUUCUCUGCUGGAUCCCAUACUUCAUCUUUUUCAUGGUCAUUGCUUAUUGUACAAAAUGCUGCAAUGAACACGUCCAGAUGUUCACCAUGUGGCUGGGCUACAUCAACUCUACCCUGAACCCCCUCAUUUACCCCCUCUGCAACGAGAACUUCAAGAAGGCUUUCAAAAAGAUUUUCCACAUUCGCUCCUAAAGGGAAACUUCAGGGGUGGGGUGUAGAGAUGAAAAUGACUUCGAAAGAAGAAAUAAAUGAGGGCAGAAAGACUGCUUGGAUUUCCAGAGUACCCAAACUUUCCAGGGUUUCAAGAAGAGGUGCAUGACUAGAAAUCUUGGAAAUCCCCUAUUCCUCAUUGGAGGUAGUACAGAUGAGUGGUUGAAAUGGAAUUGGAGUGGAAUUGAAAACAGAGAUUUAAAAGUUCACAGCAUUUCAAGCAAAGCCCUGGCCGGGCUCCUGACCCCUUCAGGGCUUCCAAGGAGUUCUAGGAUUUUGACUAUGGCUCUGAUAUUUGGGAGGUGGAUUAAAUGCCUUGGUUUCUAUGGGCUCAAACCCACAUGGAGAGAUGAGCAGAACCCUAGAGGAGCCCUGAGAUGUAUAAAGACAGGCUCAGGGCAUGACUGGGAUAUAACCACACUGAGUGUUAGUUAAAACAAACAUUCAGGAGUUUGUAUAGCUGCAUGAGAACUGUUGCUUCACCUGGGGAGGCAACACAUAUAUCCUCCAGAGCCUACGAUUACUCAGACAAUUUAGAGACUUCCCUUGGGAAGCUGCUGGAUGACCUCUAAGAUCCCUUCCAGCUUGGAAUCUAUAAUCUUCUUUAACUAGUUUACAAGCCACGCAAAAAAAAAAUUUUAAUUGGUGGUGUUAUUUUAAAAUUGUAUGUAGCUUUCAAUCUUCUCACCCCACACUCACCCCUUACCCACAUAAAAUACCAGGAUUCCCUAGCUUGGUCCCAGAAUUGACUCCAAAUGGCUUUUGGCUAUUUCCAAAAAUAAAAUCUAUUCUCUAAGGAUAAUAAUAAUAAUUGAUGACUCUUCAGCCUUUUAAAGAUUGCAAAGCACUUUACUCAUACUAUCUCACAAAAAUUCUUUGAGAAAGGUACUAAAGGUAUUAUUAUUCCCUUUUACACCUGAGGAAACUGAGGUUAAGUGUCUUGCCCAGGGUCAUGCAACUAUAAAUGUCAGAAGCAGAAUUUGAACUCCAGUCUUCCUGACCUCUAAGUCCAGCAUGCUGUCUACUCUACCAGCCUGACUCUCAAGGAAUGAAGAUUUGUCACCCUUGAAGGGAUCCCAAAGUACCAUCAGCUCAGAAGGGCAUUCCAGAUAAGUCCCCAUGAUAUACUGAACAAUGGUAGUCUCACUGCAAUAGCUGUGUGACCUUCCAAGGAGCCAAUUUAACAGGGACAACAAUCUCCUUGAGUGUAUUAGCACUAGUCUGUUUGUUUUUUUAAAAAAAUCCUAUCAUAUUAUACUAUAUUCCUUUCAGUCAGUCAAUGAGCAUUAUUAAAUGCCUGCUAUGUGCCAGGCAGUGUGCUAAGUGCCGGGGAUUUAAAGAAAGGCAUAUGCCAGUUCCCUGCUCACAUAGGGAAGAUAACAUGCAAAUAACAAUAUAAAAAGAAGCUAUGUACAGGAUAAAUGGGAGAUAAUCAACAGAGGGAAGACACUAAAAUUGAUGGGGAUUGGAAAAGGUUUCCUGUAGGAGGUGGGAUUUUAACUGGAAUUUAAAAGCAAGUGGGGAAGCAGAGAUAAGAAGGGAGAACAUUGCUGGCAUGGGGGAUAGCCAGAGCCUGGAGCUGAGACAUGGUUUUGUAGCAAUGCCUCCCACAAAGAAACAUAGGACUGUAGAUUUAGAGCUGAAAGGGACUGUGGUCAUCUAAUCCAACUCUAUCAUUUUACAGAUGAGGAAACUGAGACUCAGAUUUGCCCUGUGUCACACUGGUAAUAAAUAAGCAGUAGAACCCAGACUGAAAUCUAAGUCCAUAGUUCCAGUAAAGCUAUGACUACGUGCAAGAGUGAUAGAGUGGGUGAAUUUUUAGUCAGAGGACCUGGUUCUCCCUCAUAAUGGCUAGCUGCCAUUUAUACUGUGCUUUAAGAUUUGCAAGGCAAUUUAUAUGUUAUCUCACACAAUCCUUAAAAAACAAUCCUGCAAGGUUGAUGCCAUUAUUAUCUCAUUUUACAGGUGAGGAAACUGAGACUUAGAGAGGUGACUUAACUAAGAUCACACUGGUAGUAAUUGGCUGAAGCAGGAUCUGAAUUCAGGACUUCUUGUCUUGAAGUCUGGCACUCCAUGUGCUACAUCAUUUAACCUCUUUCAGCCUCCAUUUCUUCGUCUGUAAGAUGGGGUGAAGACAGGAUUAAACUAGAUGAUCUCCAAAAUUCUUUACAGCUCUAAAUCUAUGAUACUAUGAUUUUUUCUUAGUUUCUAUCAAGAUGCAGAAUGGGGUAUAGAGAAUCAGCCUGGCAGUCAGAAAAACCCGGGUUCAAGUCUAGCCUCUGAUAUAUAUUGGGUGUGUGAAACUGCGCAAAUCACUAAACUUUUCAGUGUGCCAGAAAACAGUUUGCUAACCUGCAUCAAUGCAAUGAGGUUUCCACAUUGGCAGCUGCCCAUACUGAUGAUCUCACAGGACCAGAACACCCCUCUGCCCCUCCCCCCCAAAAAAAAGCUGAAAGCUCACAUUAGGAUGUAAUAAUACACACUGAAAACAGGAGUCAUCUGCAAAAUCUGGUGUUUUGUCUUCUGUGCUCAUGCUUACACGCUUAUAAUGCAGUACUUAUAUAGUUUAAAUAAGAAGUUUGAGCUGUUACAAUGUCGUGUUACAAUGGCUGUUUAUUUAUUGAUAUUUAGUGGAGUCUACCUUGUACUUCUGAGGGACCUGAGAUUGCACUGCCCAAUGCUACAGGGUUUAUGUCUGGUAUCAUUUGUAAAGUUCAUUUAGAAAAGGAAUUAUUUUUUAUUAAAAAAAGCAAAAACCACUCA